Messenger RNA from Puccinia graminis f. sp. tritici CRL 75-36-700-3, 1539 nucleotides. RefSeq lists its product as uncharacterized. Gene Ontology annotation, cellular component: NatC complex. Lineage: Eukaryota; Fungi; Basidiomycota; Pucciniomycetes; Pucciniales; Pucciniaceae. The coding region runs from base 153 to 497 and encodes 114 amino acids. The transcript is spliced from 2 exons. The record is from RefSeq and is a predicted model, not a curated record.
UUACACCCGGCUCGGCUGACUCUCCCACCAGAGAACAAGACGACAUCAUCACCCCCGGAAGCCGAAGAUAGCGAAGGAGAGACGCGUGUGGAUCCACAUAUUUACAUACCAACGAUUUCUCGGAUGAAGAUUUCUGGACUGGGCUGAUCAGGAUGUCAUCGGAGCCGGAGACGAGCGGGGAGACGGCUGGAAGAAGGUCGAGGAGAUCGUCGGCGGAUCUACUGCGAGGCUUGCUGGGACAUGAGAUGCGGGUGGAGAUCGUCGAUGGACGGAUCUUCGAAGGGAUCUUCGUCUGUCUCGACAAGCCCGUCAACCUCGUCCUCGACCAGGCCCUCGAAUCAUUCUCCAACAAUACUGCUACCACCCCUCGGGAUGUAGGCCUCAUACUCAUCCCUAUUCGUCACAUCAUUCGCGUCCAGGCUCCAUCAAAGUACCUCAGAGACCCUUGUCUGUUUACUACUAUCGAACUGCCUUCUCCAGAUCAAUCGAACACGUGAAGGAGAGCAUUCAUGCUUAACCUACGAAUCGACUGAGCAUACGAGUCUCUAACAAAUCUAAUCAAUGAAUACGGACCAAACCUCAAAUUGCAAUGUCACCACAAUCCUGUGCUACAUGUUUAUCUUGGCUUAUAAGCGGGAAUCUCGAUCACUCGUCAAGAACAAGACUCUUCUGACGAUGUCUAGCCAACAGACGAGUCCUUGAUUGUUAAAUCCUGCAAGGUUCAAGAUCAUACAUUGAACAAAUAGAUUACACUAAUACAUUUCAGAAACUUUCAUAAUUAUACAUAAUCUACAACUUCCAUCAUGUAAAAGUAAAUCUAGUAAAAAUCAACAUCAGUUCGUUGGAGCCUCAUCAAGCCAAAAAGGUAACAGUACAAUCCACGGGAGGGAAAUGAAUCUAGAGUUACUGAGAGUAUAAGUAGGGAUCACCCAGACCAAUGGCAGCUAGUUGUUCGUGCUCCAUAUGAGCUGGGCUGUUAUGGAGAGUGAAAUCAGAAGUGAUGGCAAGCGGAUCCGAGUUUGCAUGACGUGACGAGUUUCAAGCUUUUAUGAUGGUGGUCAGGGAGGUGAUGAUUGGCUAUCUUCAAAGUCAAACAAGACGGGAGCGUAAUAUCGGUCUUGGCCGGCGGGGCUUGCUUGAGCGUCGACCCAGAGCAUCGAAUCUCUCAUGACCGCCUUAUUCAAUGCAUCCUUAACCCGUUCAGGCGUCCAGUUUUGCGAGUUUUGCAGCAGCCGAUCGGUGGUAUAGCCUUUCGCCUGGGGUGCUGAUAAGAUUGAAUCGAAGAUGACCAGCGAAUCGUUGUCUAAUUCGGCCGGUACGGAGCGGAUGAACUUCUUUGAACCGAUGGUGAUGAUUGAAUAACCUGAUCCAAGUGGUUCGAGAGAUUUGAUCGCACGAGCGAUGUCUGGUUCAGUGAUCGUGGUAUUCAAGAGGUCGGAGAUUGAGCCCAUCGGCUUGGCAGCGUUGGUGGGAGUUUCAGUGCUAGAGGAUGGGAGUUGAGCGGUUCCAGGGAGGUCGCGGAGGGACCGCACGGCCUUG